CAGAGUGAUUCCGUGGCCAGCGAUGUCUCGAGUCCCCCUCUCCAAAAGUCGUCCGAGCACCUGUUGGGUCUCGAGCGGUAAAAGACGUGCACGAAGCGAAUCGAGCGAGAAAAGAACUAAAAAGGCGGGGCCCAAGGGUGCUGCUACCUUUAUACAGCGCUCAAAACUGACAUAACACACGUUUUGCGUGUGUUACGACAGCUUGAUCACCGCGCUGACUCAAGCGGCGCUGCUAUUUCGUGUUAUCAGUGACAGCUUCGGCUAGCGGACUAGAAGAGCGCAUUUGGCACCCGUAAACAGUCCAUAGCUUUUCGUACCUCUUCAAGAAGCUCGCAAAUCCCGUUAAACUGCCUGCUUCUUUCCGUUGAUUUCACUCGCGUAAUUGGGUUAGCGCUCAGUUCACUCGGAUGCCGUUGUUCAGCCAGAACCAAGUUGUGAGGGAGGCCGUGGAUUGCAGAUCACUCGACAGCUGCAUCUGUUGUUAAUCCUCCACCAGGCGCUCAUUGUCUCCGGUCAUACUUUGCCCGAGGAACGCACUCAAGGCUCGGGAAGUGCUGAAGCACGACCAAGGGAUGGUGCCAGCGUGAGGCCCCCAGCGGGCCCUCCUGGCCGCGCGGCGUGCCGCCCCGGGCCCGUGGCGGUGUUGGGGCGGGUGCCCCAUGCGGGCCAAGAGCUUCCUGCUCCUGCUGGGCUGCAUCGUGGCCACCAGCACCCUCGUCUGCCUCUAUGGAGACCCCAAGCCUGCCCUGGAUGGACUCGUCUCCGAGACACACCGCCAGCUCAGCAACCUCAAGAACCUCAAGGUGGGACCGGAGCAGCGCGAGCCCCAGGAGCUGGAGCGCUACCUGUCGCACCUGGGGCUGUCCCCCCCGAGCCCAGCCCCUUCCCGGUCGCCCACUUCGGGCCCCAACGCCGUGCCGGCCGUGGUAGGCACCGCCAUGGGGCCCGACCAGGUGGCGCGGCUGGCGGGCUUCCUGGAGGCCUGCCAGGCCCACUUCCCUGACCACCCCGUCGUGGUCUACGCGCUCGACCUCGGCACCGUGGACCUGCUCCAGGCCCAGAACCUGUGUAACUCGAGCAACUGCACGCUGCGCACGCUGAACUUCGACUUCUACCCGGCGCACGUCAGCAACCUCAAGAUAUAUGCCUACAGACCCAUCAUCAUUCAGGAGCUGCUGCGCCAGGCGGGGGCGGUGCUGUGGCUGGAGCCGGACUACCAGCUGACGGCGGCACCGGACCCCCGGCGGGUGGUGGGGCGGGCCCUGCGGGAGGGUCUGGCGGCCCCCUGGUCCCCCGAGCCUCAGCCCACCUCGGCCCUGACCCACCUGGGCAUGUUCGAGUACCUCGGGGCCCCCCGGGAGGCCUUCUUCUUCCACCGCAUGGUCGACCCCUCCGUCAUGCUGCUCUUCGACUCGCCCCAGGUGCGGGGGCGGCUGAUGCUUCCCUGGGUGCGGUGCGCCCUGGUGGCAGAGUGCAUCACCCCCGUUGGGGCACAGAGCACGGGUUGCCGCUUCGACAAGAAGCCCCUCUACCGCUACUCUGGCUGCCACAGGUAUGAUAUGUCUGCACUGAACGUCAUCCUGGGGCUCCUGUACAGCAACAACCAGCAACCGUACGUCUUUCCGGACGAAGACCACUUCUUCAAGAGGCUACCCGACGGCACGGACCUGCCACCGGCGCCCUCGUUGUCGGAUGGCAACACCACGGUGCGGCACCCACCGACGCCGCUGCCCGCGAGAUGACUGCCGCCGCAGCCAUUCCAAACAGCGCCAGUCGCCCGCCACCGCAGAAACGCUUCCAUCCGGAAUGGGACGUGUUACCCAACGGACACUUCGGUGUUUCUUUCAUGCAACGCUGCCAGGCUUUGUCCCCGAGUUCCGUCUGAACAAUAUGCACAAAUAAGCGGUGAUCGGUGCUGCGACGCAUCUCAAGAAACCCAAAUUCGCCCCGCGCUGCCCAAAUUUCUUCAGUUGUUUCGCACGUUACAAGUUGUGUUUUGCGUGGUGCGCAUUUGAAAUGGGCGCUGGCCCGUUACUCGUCUGCUUGAGAGCCAAGUCUCUUUUGAGGGCUUUCGGGCCGACCGCUGCACUGCGUUCGCUUAGUGUGAGGCGUCUCAGCGUAAAGAGAUUUUUGUUUUGCAGCUUGUGUUUUUUUUAUUUACCCCGCGUUCUUGCCUUCUUCGCUGCAGUCACCGUUAGUCACCAGUUCUUGCCUAGCGUAGCCCCGAUGCCUGGUUUUGACAGUGGGCGAGCCCACGCACCCUCCGUCGAACAAACGUCUAGCGACUUGUACGGCAGAGUCGUCGCUGCCUUUUGCCAACGCCCGAUCAAAUCGGUCAGAAGGCGACGACUGCCCCCGUUCCAGAAACCUAACUUAGUCGUUUGCUCUCUCUCGUUUAGGGUAGGCAACCUAUCUGUGUCCUCGAUAGUUUAGUUGCUAGGAGCAGAGUCACGGACUAGUCAGUGCAACCCCAAUUGCCUUUGUUUGAGUUGUGCCCCUUGUUUUGUUUUGUCGCGUUACCGGUUUGUGUUUGCUUUUCGAGACUGUGAAGCUUGAAAUUCGUUGGAAGUAGACUCUCGUUCCUGCUAAGGAAGAGCAUCCCCAACGUAUACUAAACAAAGCUUCGGACUUCCAUGCUGGCUGUUUGACACACUUGAAACGGUCAUUCUCUUUCAAUUUGGCCCCAAGCCCGUAGCUUACCGAGUUUUGCCGGUCCUCCGACACGUUUGUACUCGGCAGGAAUUGUCCCGCCCCGGUCGAACAAUGUUUCGCGACAGCACAACUGAAAGUAUAGAGACGCAUUGGUGGGAAGUUGCUUUCAGCUUGGGUCGCACAAACACUCACUCAGCCACGAGGGCUCUCGGAGCUAGGUGCAUGCAACUUUCUUGGUGUAGAAAGCGGAGCUAAAGUUUUGGGUUUUUGUUAGCUGUUUUUCCUUUCGUAUUUGAAGCAGAACACUUGGCGAAAGGUCCGUCCUGAGGACACAUUCCAAGUAGUCGGCAGGUUUAGCAGUUCUGUCUGCGAUUUAUCUCUUUUUUUUCUUUACUCAGAGUUGAGAGUUACUAUUAGCAUUAGAGCCUUCAUGGGUCUGUUCUACUAGCUUUGAUUGAAUUCAUGUGGAGUAUCGCAGAUAUUUGCCAUUGCCACUAAAACGAGAUAGUACAUUGCAGUGACACCGAAUGCUUUCUUUGUGUCCUUUUGUUAACAUUGAUCUGUGUUGCACCCAGUGUCUUCACUGGAUUGAGAUCAAAGCAUGCGAAAAUGCCUGGCACCAUUCGAGAGUUCAGUUUUCUCUACAAUGCUAACGUAUUUCAUAUAAAAAAAAAUAUCGCGCACCAGACAAUGAGCUAGACUUUUAUACACACACUUUUUAAUAGUACAGAUGGUACAUUUCGUUUUAUUAAAAUAAAUGUGAUGUUUUCUAAUGGAAA
Ixodes scapularis (black-legged tick) is the source of this 3431-nucleotide messenger RNA. RefSeq lists its product as uncharacterized. The record is from RefSeq and is a predicted model, not a curated record. Bases 660 to 1742 code for a protein of 360 amino acids. NCBI's taxonomy places the organism in Eukaryota, Metazoa, Arthropoda, Arachnida, Ixodida, Ixodidae. The transcript is spliced from 8 exons.